UAUAAAUUUAGUUUCAUUCGUUGGGAUAGCAUCAAUGAUGGGAGUGUGCCCCCCGUUCAAUGCAAAGUGUUGGUUAUGGUUCAAGGGAGCCACGCCUAGAAUUGAUGUAAACUCACCGAAGCAUUAAAGCAUUCGGAUAUAUAAAGCUACGGUAGUGACCAGUGAGUUCUUUCAGGUCGUUCACUGCUGGUUACCCAUAUUGUUCGUGUUUUCCUUAUAUGAAGUUCCAGUUUUUCUCGCUGUUUGUAUUUUUUCUCAUUAUACAUUUUAGGCAUGCCAAAUGAUGUGUGUUUCAGCUGCAGAAUGCCUGGCCACUGGGCCCGGGAGUGUCCCUACGCAACAGGCCCCCCACUGUCACACCGAGUCCGAUCCCGAGCUCAGACGGCUCUUCCCCUUGGAUACAACACUUUCCACUCCAGAGGUGUGUCGGUUCCAUGGCAAGCUCCCGCCUUUCAUCGAACAGGGUACAACUUCCUACCAGCAAUUGCGGGAACCACGCCCACAGGCUCAUUCAAGCCCGCAGAGUCAAUUGCAGCGCCAUCAACGUCAGGCUCAAGCGUCUCUUAAGGUGGCAAGCCUGUCACAUAAGUUUGCUGACGUGUUGGAGGUCAUUCGCAGUCAAGAUUUUUGGUCAAGCUUUCCCAACAGUAUAGACGCAUUCAAGGAACAAAUUUUUCAGGAUAUUUUGUUAGCCAAAGCAGAGAGUACUCUAAACAGUUAUCUUUAUAAAUGCAGAGAUUUUUUCGCUUGGUUGGUUGCUCAUAAAAUUCCUCUCCGAUUCCCAGUUCAAGACACUGUUGUUGCUGCUUUUAUCAUCGAUAAGAGUAAUUUGUCGCAAUCUGAAAGUUCAAUAAUUACGAUUUCCGCUGCAAUUAAAUGGCUUCAUUCUCUCCUGAAUAUCGAGUCAAACCCAGUAGAUUCUCCACUACUGAAACAGAUUGUAAUCAGCCAAAGAAAAUCACUGCAUAAACCCCCAGAGCAGAAGGAACCUUUAACAAUUGAUCAUGUGAGAUCUAUAGCUGAUAAAUUCGCUAAUCAAGAAAGUAGUCUCAUACAAUUAAGGACGGCUUGUUAUGUGACGUUAAUGUUUUCUCUUCUGUUCAGACACGAUGAGAUGGCACAACUAAAAGCAUGCCACAUCACUGAAUUAGAAAAUCAAGCCGGGUUGAGAAUUUUUAUUCCCCGUUCUAAAACGGACAUUUUUAGAGAUGGCAACACUACUUUUUUGUCGUGCACACAGAAUACUUACUGUCCAGUAACAAUGUUACGUAGAUAUAUGCAUCAAUGUGAUAUACAAUGUGGCGAAGAUGUGUAUGUAUUUACAGCCUUAUCAUUUCAUUCGAGCACAAAAUCUUACAAACCGGUAAAGCACAAACCUCUUAGUUAUACCAGAUGCAGGGAAAUCUUUUUAGAUGCAACGAAACAAAUUGGCAUAGAGCGUCCGCAGUCCUUUGGUUUACAUAGCAUGCGUUCUGGAGGCGCUACUCAUUUGGCCAAUAAGGGUAUAUCGGAAGAGUUAAUCAUGCAGCAUGGUAGGUGGAAAACCCAACAAGCCAAAAACAGGUACAUUAAGCGGGAUAUAGAAACUCGCUUGGCCUUAUCGAGGUCUCUGUGCGAAAAGUAA
Messenger RNA from Asterias rubens (European starfish), 1624 nucleotides. RefSeq lists its product as uncharacterized. The transcript has 2 exons. NCBI's taxonomy places the organism in Eukaryota, Metazoa, Echinodermata, Asteroidea, Forcipulatida, Asteriidae. Gene Ontology annotation, molecular function: DNA binding. The coding region runs from base 281 to 1624 and encodes 447 amino acids. Gene Ontology annotation, biological process: DNA recombination; DNA integration. The record is from RefSeq and is a predicted model, not a curated record.